This is a messenger RNA of Prunus persica (peach), 759 nucleotides long. Its product is annotated as transcription factor bHLH82. Gene Ontology annotation, cellular component: extracellular region. Gene Ontology annotation, molecular function: protein dimerization activity. NCBI's taxonomy places the organism in Eukaryota, Viridiplantae, Streptophyta, Magnoliopsida, Rosales, Rosaceae. Gene Ontology annotation, biological process: plant-type cell wall organization. The coding region runs from base 1 to 759 and encodes 252 amino acids. The transcript has 2 exons. The record is from RefSeq and is a predicted model, not a curated record.
AUGGGUGUGGUGAGUGUUUCUGCUUGCCUUGCCUCUCUACUCAUCUCACUAAUGUGGGUAGCUGAAGCAAGAAUCCCAGGGGUGUACAGUGGGGGUGCAUGGGAAGCAGCUCAUGCCACCUUCUACGGAGGCUCUGAUGCCUCUGGCACCAUGGGUGGGGCUUGUGGAUAUGGAAAUCUCUACAGCCAAGGCUAUGGCGUGAGCACAGCUGCGCUGAGCACUGCCCUCUUCAACAAUGGCCUCAGCUGCACUGUGCCACUCCAGCACCAGCUCAUGAUGUCCAGAUCAACGUCCGCCAACUCUGGCUUCGUUCCCAUGGCCUUGUCUUUGGGCAACGGAGACUUUGACCGCUCCAACAACGACGUCGUCCAGGGUUCCUCCUCCUUUAAAUCUCCCAAUCCUGUGGGAGGUGAGGGGGCUUCUUCUGUUCAAACCCUGUUCAAUUGGUUCUCUGGAUCACUGCAUGGGGGGGCUACUACUCAGUCUCCCAAUCAGCAUUUUCACCAACCUCAGGGAGGCUCGCUGCAGGCACAGAACUAUGGAGGUCCAGGGGCGGCGAUGAACCAAGGUCCGGCGAGUGGCUCGGGUGGGGGCGGGGGUGCACCCGCACAAGCCAGACCCAGAGUCAGGGCGAGGAGAGGCCAAGCCACUGACCCACACAACAUCGCUGAAAGAUUACGGAGAAAGAGAAUCGCAGAGAGAAUGAAGGCUCUGCAGGAGCUGGUUCCCAAUGCGAACAAGAACCAAGUUUGCUCAUAG